Messenger RNA from Fusarium coffeatum, 2100 nucleotides. RefSeq lists its product as uncharacterized. Bases 1 to 2100 code for a protein of 699 amino acids. The transcript is spliced from 6 exons. Gene Ontology annotation, biological process: Golgi to plasma membrane transport. Gene Ontology annotation, molecular function: protein binding. The record is from RefSeq and is a predicted model, not a curated record. Gene Ontology annotation, cellular component: exomer complex. NCBI's taxonomy places the organism in Eukaryota, Fungi, Ascomycota, Sordariomycetes, Hypocreales, Nectriaceae.
AUGGUCGCGCCAGCCGUUCCUGAAAUUACCGAGGAGAUUCUCCACGAGUCGAUUGAUGCCCGAACCGAAUCUCUCGCUGGUCUUCGAGAACUCGGCCCUCCCGAUCUUGUGCAUCUCUUGAAGCACGGCGUCCGAAACCCAGCCAAGCAGACUGGCGUUUACCACCAUGUUACCGGCGUUGAUGCAUCUUCAUCAGCUAGCUUAGCAGCGUAUAUCAACACUUUGACAUACAAAGAAUCGGGACCAAAUGCGACAAACAAGAUCGUUGAGGGUGUCUUCUGCUGUUACAAUGCAUUCUCCCGACUUGACAUGCGCGUGCAUGUAUCGAUCCCCGGAACCGUAGAGAGCUACUGUGUCGACGAGCGAGGCGAGAAACGAAAGGCUUCAGAGGACCUCUGGCUAGAGACCUACCUCUGCAGCGUCCUUCGAGCAUACUCAUAUGCCGACGACGGCAGCGGCGAUACGAUUCGAAAGAUCAUGGGUGUUCGAAGAUUUAAUCCUGUUACAAACACUGAAACUGAGCAUCGAUUCCUUCAUGCUGCAGAACAACUCUUCUUCAGGGGAUGGCAAUUGGGAUCCGAUUCUGUGGUCCAGGUGCCCACCAACGUGUCCAACCAUCUGACUACUGGUCUCCUCAAAUACCUCGAAACGACCGGCCGAUAUGCUUCUGGAAUCAACCUGUUUGAGAAGCUGCGAACACAAAGUGUUGAGGUUUCGUCCCUACUAGCAAAGGUCAUGUUCAUGGGUCACGAGGAGGUUGCUGGUGUCAGAACUCUUCACCAGUCUUUGCAAGAGACUCCUAUGGAUUAUGUUAUGCUCGACACCCAAGCCGAAUUUCUCCUACACAAGGCCAAGGGUGCAUCUACUCCUGAGCUCAAGGAGGAGAGACUGAAAAUGUCCCUGGGCUGUGCGGAUCGAGCGACAGUUGCCGCCCCUACCGAAUUCAGCACUUGGGCCAGACUGGCUCAGGUCUAUGUGACCAUGGAGGAUUGGGACAAUGCGCUCACAAUCCUCAACUCAUGCCCUAUGUUCACUUACCAAGACAAAGAUACCCCUAUGAUGCCAGAGCCAAAGGAAGUCAUUCUACCAACCCUUCCUGAAACUCGCCUUGAUGAAAUCGACAGCGAGCCUGAGUCGAGAUACUCGGAGCAGGUUGACCCUAGCUUGCUCAACCUGCGAGCAGCAUCCUACAGAGGCACCUUCAAGAAGGCUUACGAUAUUCUGACCGAGAUGACUGCAAAGAUUGGUUGGGAUCAACUCUUGAAAAUUCGCAGCAAUGUAUUUGUUAUGGAGGACGAGUACCGCACAGAGAAGCAGGAGUCUACCCAUCCAAAUGCCUCGAAACGAACCCCAAGCACCGAUGGUCUGCGAGGCACACCAGAUCAAACCGUCACCGGGGACGAGGAGACAGAGGGUCAAAACUCAGAGAAGCCUGCUGAUGAAGCUUCUGAAGCGGAGACCAACUCUGACGCUCCCGCCACCAAUGGUGAUGGUGAACAGAAGAUUGAGAAGCCAGCAACCGUCGUCGACCCAGGCGAGACAAAGCCUGAUGCCGAGACCACCAAGAACGACGAACAUCUGUCCAAGCUCAACACCAAGCGUCUUUGUGAGCGCUGGCUGGAUAGCCUCUUCAUGGUUCUCUACGAGGAUCUACGGGUUUAUACAAUCUGGCGUACCCAAAUGGCUCAAUACCGCGCCCAGCAGAUGCAGUACAAGAAGUCUGCAGAGGAGUGGGAGAUCCUGGGCUCUCUUGCCGAGCGUCUCCAGCACAUGGACGAAGCCGUCGAGGCGUACCGCGCAUGCCUUUCCAUCCGCUUCAGCCCUAAGGCCCUGGCGGGCAUUCUGCGUGUCUUCGAGAAGACUAAGAGCACAAGAGAGACCGUGGCAUCCGUCAUCCGAUUAGUUACAUGGCAGUACCGAUGGUACAGCGAGUUCAGUCCUGAGCUGUUGCACACAAUACGGACUCUGAUCGAGGACGAGGGAGCAGUCAAGGUCCGAAGCAUUAUCCAGGCGACAAGCUUGCCUCAGAACGUCCUGGACCUGACGCAUCACUAUGCUGCGCUGUGCGCGACAUUCAGAAGCAGCGGUACCGAUGGCUAG